This is a messenger RNA of Daktulosphaira vitifoliae (grape phylloxera), 1699 nucleotides long. RefSeq names its product circadian clock-controlled protein daywake-like. The coding region runs from base 395 to 1153 and encodes 252 amino acids. NCBI's taxonomy places the organism in Eukaryota, Metazoa, Arthropoda, Insecta, Hemiptera, Phylloxeridae. The record is from RefSeq and is a predicted model, not a curated record. The transcript is spliced from 5 exons.
AUGUUAAUAUUAUAGCACUUAAAAAUAACAGUUAUUUGAUGGCCCAAUAUUGAUUGUAUCAUCGUGCAAAAGCUUUUUACAGAUAUAAUAGGUCUUAUAUACUUUAAUGAAUGUUGAUCGUUCUUGAGAUUUGCGGGUUCAGGACAAAAAUUCUUAAAAUCAAUUGCGUAGGCCAAAAAUGUUUUCGUUGUACUUUGAUUUUCUAGUCUUAUUAUUUUCCUAGUAAAAUUUUAGUUUACUUGACAUUAGAUUUUUAUGAUCGUAACAAAAUAAUACUAAUUUAAUGACCUCAUCAAGGUUAUCGAUUAUAUACUGAUGUAUAAAUAUUUAGGUAAUAUUCAAAACUUGUUCAUAUAUUUUUGAGCAAUUACUAAAAGGUAAAGAAUAUAUCUAAAUGUUGAAAAUGUCGUUUAAUACUAUUGUUUUUUUCAUUUGCUCAUUGGUGUUUUGUAGUAUUAGCGGUCGUUCUUUACCUUCUUUCAUAAAAGCAUGUCGGCGAAAUGAUGCCAAUAUUAAUAAUUGCAUAAAAAAUAUGUUGGAGACCCUUAGACCGUAUGCUGUAAAUGGUAUACCGGAAAUGCACGUUCCUCCUCUGGACCCAAUAUCUAUUCCCUUGAUUACUCUAAAUCAAGGAACUAAUUCAGUAAAUUUUAAAGCCGUAUUUACUAAUUUGAAGGGUUACGGGGGAAAAGACUUCCAAACAAAAAACGUAAGGAUAAAUUUGAAAGAAAAUACUUUUGACGUAGACUUGUUUUUUCCAAAUUUCCAAAUAGACUCUAAAUAUGAAAUUAAUGGUAAAAUUUUAAUGUUGCCUAUUAAAGGCAAUGGAUUGUUCGUUGGAAAUUUCUCAAAUAUUGAUACAUCGCUAAGGAUAGUAUUGAAAACUGAAAAGAGAAAAAAUGGUAAACUUCACUAUGACUUCAAAGAAAAAAAUAUUAAUUUAAAUAUAGGCAAUGCUAAAAUUAAUUUCAGUAAUUUAUUCAACGGAAAUAAAGAAAUGAGUAACAACGUCAAUCGUUUUAUAAAUGAAAAUUGGAGAUCUCUAUUGCAAGAAACAAAACCUCUUUUCGAAGAUACAGUAUUGGCAAUGUUCGUGAAUAUUUAUAAACCAGUGUUUGACAUGUAUUCAAUAGAUGAACUAUUUCCAGUUUAGAUCAUUUAAGUUACAUAGACAAUAAACUAAAAAAAAAUAGUUGAAUCGCUAAAUUAUUAAAAGACUAAAUACAUUUUUUAUUUAUUUAUAGAAUUUUUUUUAUAUAAUAUUUAGAACAUAUUAAGUUGAAUUUUAUAUGAUAUAUUAUUAAGUUGAAAGAUUUAUAUGGCAAUAUAUAUCAUAUUUGUAAAUUAUGCAUAGAUAAUAAUUAAUUUUUAAACAUUUUUGUCAACUAUAAAAAUUUUUUCGGAAUUUUCGUUUGGGUUUCAUCGUAAAACUGUCAUUAUUUGUAAAUUAUUCCUCAAUAUUAUAUAUUUAUAUUAUCAUACUCAUAUAAUUUAGACCUAUUGAUUUACAAUUAUUCAUUGAGCUGAAGCACACUUUUUUUUUAUUAACUUUUUAUUGUAAUUGGUAGUGUCUAAUUUAUAACAUGUUCCUUAGCUAAUUUAGGAACAUUUUCUUUUAAUAAUUUUAAUAUAGUUUUCAGAUAUACUACAUUGUAAAAUAUUUCAAACAUAUUCAUUUCUAAACGAUACUAUAGAAUAG